Corylus avellana is the source of this 1822-nucleotide messenger RNA. RefSeq lists its product as uncharacterized. The record is from RefSeq and is a predicted model, not a curated record. Lineage: Eukaryota; Viridiplantae; Streptophyta; Magnoliopsida; Fagales; Betulaceae. Gene Ontology annotation, molecular function: aminoacyl-tRNA deacylase activity.
UCUAAAAGCUAGUGUGGUCUCUGUUGGAGAGAAAGAAAAGGUUGAUACUGGUUUUUUUUGGCGGGGGUUCCUUGGACCGAGUCCUGCAAGGCACGCUUCUCAUCCCUCGCCCGAGGUGUCGGUUGUGACUUCAAUGUCUUUGGUUGUCAAGGAAGUUGGAGUGGAUGAAGAUUUGGGUGGUUGCUCUUCAGGCACUCCGGUCGAUGUCAGGUUGUCUGGCUUAAUCCAAUCACAGAAGUUGCCGGUAGGUUUCGGUUUGUCUGGGAAGAUUGUUGUGUGGGAUUAGGGAGAUGAGGUUUGGUAUGGGGAGUAUGGAGAUUCCCCUUACCCUUCAGAUGCUUUUUCCCCGACCGCCUCGAUUGGGUAUUGGAUUGUAAUGAAGAUGAGGAUCCGACCUUGGCGCUACUGGAUGCCAUUAAAGAGGAUUUUCUUCAGGAAGUAAAGUUUGGGCAGCCUAAGACUAAAGGCAAGAAGGAGCUGUUAAAUUUAGAAAGCUCCAUUAACUAUGGCGAUGCAAAAGCGUCUACACGGCGAGGGAAAGGCAAGGCUCACGUGCGGUAGCGUUGAGUGUCCUCACGAGUUUCGGGUAUGAGGGCUUUAGGUCCUUGUGGGCUAGUUUGGUUUCUUGUGGGCUAGUUUGGUAGUUCCUGUGCUUUUAGUGUUGUUGGGUUUUGGCGGGUGCUUUUUCUUGUUUUUUUUUUUUGUUUUUUUUCUUUUUUUCCCUGCUUUGUGUUCCUUUUUAUACUUCCGGUAUGUUUGGGGGUAUCUAUGCUUUUUAUAAAGCUUAUUUGAUUACCUAUCCAAAAAAAAAAACUUGUUGCAUUACUUUCACGUACAUUUUUUUUCUUCUUGAAUCUGGAAUGAAGCACAAAUUGCUGAAUCUGGUAGAAAAUCUUGUCGAAGCUUAUAGAGUAACCUUAUAUUGACUACUUCAACAUAUAUCCCGUGCUUUUUUGUUGUUGUUGUUGGUGUAUGUUUGUUUGUUCUUUUGUCAUAUUCUCCUUUUAUUAGAAUUGUUGCCUUUUGUCAUUUCUGCAUUGAAGAAAUGUUUUAACCUUUUCAUAAAUGUUGGAUUUUACUUUAUUUUGUUUUCCAUUGGCAGAUUUUAGUAAAAGCUGAGGUGUUCAAAGUAAUGAUUUGUUACCUUUGAAUUUCUUCUAUCUAAAAACAUAGAAAUGAUUUUUUUAUGAUUGCAGUGAGGCUUGCUGCUGAGGAGACGUCAGUAAAUUUAACUGGAUAUGAGCACAAUGCAGUGACAUGUAUUGGCAUGAAAACAGACAUUCCGGUGAUUUUGGAUGAAGCAAUUGUAAAACGUCAUCCUGAUUUCUUCUGGUUGGGUGGUGGGGAGGUUGAUCUGAAGCUGGGGAUCCGAACCUCUGAAUUUAUCAACUUUGUUAAACCUUUCAUCGGAAGGAAAGCAGAGAACAUUAAAUUGCCGUCUGCUAACGAACAAUCAAUAAAUGAGAUUCAGAGGUGGGGAGUUCCCAAAAAACCAACAGGAGAUCGUGAACCCUCAAAUGAAGAUUGGUUAGAUGAUGAGAGAAAUCACUAGCAAGUCAGCAACUAAGCAUUAGAUAUGAAUUUUGAUUGAAGAUAAUGUAGGCUUGGGGAGAGAGCGUAAUUCCUUCCAAGUAGACAACCCGAGUAGGGUUAAGAGCGCUAGAUGGUUUCAUCCUUAGAUUGCAUUUUGUAUUCUACAUCUUCAUUGUUUAUUUACUGAGAUUUAUAUAUUUCGAUAUUACCCUACAGUAACAUUUUAUUGGUUGAAUUUCGAAGCAAACAUUGUACAAAAUAGGAUGAAUGUGAUACUGACUAGUCUUGA